GGAAGUAGGCGGGGGAGAUUCUUGGACCUGCAACUUCCGAACGGCCCUGGUAGGAGGCGGUGUCAGGGUGGGGCGGGCCUGAGGAAACGGCUGGGGCCCAGUGGCCCUUACCAGUGUCCCGCUGCCUGUCUUUGCCCGGCCCUGCCCCUUCCUCCAUCGAGCCAGAGACCAGGAUGCAGACAUCAGAGCCUGAAGGGAAUGGUCCGGAGGUGAGCCCCAGCGUGAUGCCUGAGGCUCUCCCAGAGUCUCCAUCUGUCCCUAUCAAGUCCCCAGCGUUUGAUCUUUUCAACUUGGUUCUUUCCUACAAGAGGCUGGAGAUCUACCUGGAACCCCUGAAAGAUGCAGGUGACGGUGUUCGAUACUUGCUCAGGUGGCAGAUGCCUUUGUGUUCCUUGCUGACCUGCCUGGGCCUCAACGUCUUGUUCCUCACUUUGAAUGAGGGGGCAUGGUGCUCAGUAGGAGCCCUGGUGAUUUCGGUACCCGCCCUGCUGGGCUACCUUCAGGAGGUUUGCCGGGCACGGCUGCCCGAGUUGGAGCUGAUGCGGAGGAAGUAUCACAGCGUGAGGCAGGAGGACCUGCAGAAAGUUCGCAUGUCUCGCCCUGAGGCUGUGGCUGAGGUGAAAAGCUUCUUGAUCCAGCUGGAGGCCUUCCUGAGUCGCCUGUGCUGUACCUGCGAAGCAGCCUACCGGGUGCUGCAUUGGGAGAACCCUGUCGUGUCCUCACAGUUCUAUGGGGCUCUCCUGGGCACAGUUUGCAUGCUGUAUCUGCUGCCACUCUGCUGGGUCCUUGCCCUUUUAAAUAGCACGCUCUUUCUGGGGAAUGUGGAGUUCUUCAGAGUGGUGUCUGAGUACAGGGCAUCUCUGCAGCGGUGCAUGAACCCCAAGCAGGAAGAGCAUGCCUUUGAGAGCCCACCGCCACCGGAUGCUGGGGGGAAGGGCGCUGUGCUGGACAGCACACCUGCCCUCACACCCACGGAGAGUCUCUCUUCCCAGGACCUCACUCCAGGUAGUGUGGAGGAGGCCGAAGAGGCUGAGCCAGAUGAGGAGUUUAAAGAUGCAAUUGAGGAGGAUGAGGAGGGUGCCCCGUGCCCAGCAGAGGAUGAGCUGGCCCUGCAGGACAAUGGGUUCCUGAGCAAAAAUGAGGUGCUGCGCAGCAAGGUUUCCCGGCUCACAGAGCGGCUCCGCAAGCGUUACCCUACUAACAACUUUGGGAACUGUACAGGUUGCUCUGCCACCUUCUCGGUGCUGAAAAAGAGGCGGAGCUGCAGUAAUUGUGGAAACAGCUUCUGCUCUCGAUGCUGCUCCUUCAAGGUGCCCAAGUCCUUCAUGGGGGCAACAGCCCCUGAAGCCCAGAGAGAGACUGUGUUUGUGUGCGCCUCGUGCAACCAGACUUUGAGCAAGUGAGAAGAGGUGCCAGGGUCCAACUGGGCGCCAGACCCUGGGGCCAGCAGCAGACCUCCCCACCCCAACCCCUGGCUCCCUGUGGUGUGUACUGGGCAGAUGUAGCCUGGAUGCUAGGUAGGCAUCCCCUUUCCUUCCCUCACUGCCUCCAGCUGGGUUCUGGAGCUGUCCCCCACUCCUGCAGGUCGCUGACAUGCCAUCUAACCCUAGGGGAGAGGAGUCCCCUGGAGAGCUUGGUGUGUGUUCCCUGCUCUGCUUUGGGCUUUUAGUGGACUCAGGGCUGGGCAGGAAAUAUCCACUAGAGGGCAGCAGCGAGCUAGGCCUGAUCCAGCUGGGCUCAGAUGAUCAGGGCCACUGUGGCCACACUUGGGAAAUUCUAGGAGACCUGAGGUUGGGAAAAGUGUUCUUCCCUUUCAGUGUAUUGGGCCAGGCCCAGCUCUUGUGCUCGAAUGUUCCUUCAUGUACCAGGAUCUGAUCAUUUUCCCAUCAGAGGGUGUGGCCCUGGCUAACAAGACCAAGCGUGCUUCUAGAAGCAGCACUGAUGUUCCCAAGUUCCAGAGGAGAAUGUGUAUAGAAGGGUUGGCCGAGUCCUUCAGUGUUAAGUGGAGAAAAGCAUGGAGAGAUCCUAACAGCUCAAAGGACCUUAGCCCCCUGCCUUGCAGAGACUGACUUGCAGAUCUCAGCCCACAUAAUGCCCUGGUGUCCCCCCAGCUCCACUGAGCAGCAGCAGUAUACUCAAAUCACUCAUUUUUCUCCUGCCGAGUAUCUAGGCAGCUCUCCCCUGUCCCAGCAUUCUGUCUGCCUUCCCUUGCCCCUCGUCCCGUGCAGUGUGAGGCCAGGUCAGCAGAGUAGAAGUCCUGGAGCCUUGGAGAACUGGGAAGUACUGGGUCUCCCUGGGCUGGGUGCUGGAUUCCUGGGCUAUUCCCUGGAGAACAGUCUGAAUUAUGAGAUAUGGCCAAUUUGGGUUCCCAUCCCCUUUCCAACAAUUUUAUGUUCAUUUCUGGAUUCUUAGGGGCUCUCAGUGUCUCUCCCUGAGCCAUGAGCUGGCUCAGGCACCCCUUCCCUGCCCUGCCUUUUUGAAGUAUUUAUUUAUUUAUUGCAUGGUUCUUGGGAACAUGUAGCACAGGGAAUGGGAUGAAAAGGGGGGCCUCUACCACUUAGAACUUUGGGUUGUGGGCUGCCUGGGGCCCAGAACCAAAGAUGGCUGAGAAGUUUCUGUACCCGAGGAGGCAGGAUGAGGAGACAAGGGACACAUCUUAGGCCAGCUUUCUCGCCAGGCCACGCAGUUUAGCUUGGGCUUGGCAGUCAGGGACCCAACCCAGGCCUCUGGAGGUGCCCAUCCCUGGGGAGCCAGGCGGGACUUGGUAUCCCCCCUUUGUUCUGUUAUAGGAUGAGAGAACUAAGUAUCUUGUACUUUGUGUAUACUGGAGAGGAAUGAAAAUGAUCUAUGUGUAUAUGGAGCAUUAUUAAUAAAAAGCCUCAAGCUGCUUA
Otolemur garnettii (small-eared galago) is the source of this 2891-nucleotide messenger RNA. It is a transcript of the gene ZFYVE27, whose product is annotated as zinc finger FYVE-type containing 27. The transcript has 12 exons. The record is from RefSeq and is a predicted model, not a curated record. Gene Ontology annotation, biological process: neurotrophin TRK receptor signaling pathway; vesicle-mediated transport; positive regulation of axon extension. Gene Ontology annotation, molecular function: metal ion binding. Gene Ontology annotation, cellular component: growth cone membrane; endoplasmic reticulum tubular network. Lineage: Eukaryota; Metazoa; Chordata; Mammalia; Primates; Galagidae. The coding region runs from base 174 to 1403 and encodes 409 amino acids.